This is a messenger RNA of Brassica oleracea var. oleracea, 1838 nucleotides long. RefSeq names its product probable receptor-like protein kinase At5g47070. NCBI's taxonomy places the organism in Eukaryota, Viridiplantae, Streptophyta, Magnoliopsida, Brassicales, Brassicaceae. Gene Ontology annotation, biological process: protein phosphorylation. The record is from RefSeq and is a predicted model, not a curated record. Bases 397 to 1704 code for a protein of 435 amino acids. Gene Ontology annotation, molecular function: ATP binding; protein kinase activity. The transcript is spliced from 6 exons.
CUUCCACAGUUUAAAUUCUCAUCAGUUCUCUGCUCUUUUGCUGACUUGGCUAAAUCCGCAAAGACUUUCUAUUUUGUUUGCCGUGUUACGACUUCUUCAUCUUCUUCCUCCUUCUCUUCUUCCAAGCUCUGCUUCUUUACCUUCCGUAUCAUAUAAACCACCAUCUGCAUAUAUUUCCUCAAAUCCAGGAUCUCUUUCUAUCAUCAUCAUCUUCUUCUGAUAAAAGUCUUAAUUUUUAUGUUCACAAGAAAAAUUCAAAGGUCGCUGUUUGGUUUUAGAGAACAAAGGAACCAACUUUCGAAAUUCGAUUACUUAGACAAGAACAUGGAUCUGUUGUUAAAGGACAUUCUUCUUUAGAUCUUUUGAAUCUCAAGUUCGAAUAACUUAUAACUCCAAAUGGAGAAACGUAGGUGGUAUAGUCUCUUCUCGACAAUGAAGUGUUUCUUCUUCUCUGGAGGGGACAAGAAAGACGAACACAAGACCCCUAAUGUCUCACUGACCUCCAACUUCUCUGACCGCGACAUUAACCGAAGCGGGUCAGAGUUCAACUCUCGAGACGUCUCUGGCACGAGCACGGAGUCUUCCAUGGGGAGGAGGAACUCGUACCCUCCUACAAUGUCUACUAGAGCUAGUAAUCUGAGAGAGUUCAGCAUCACUGAUCUCAAGGCUGCAACAAAGAACUUCAGCAGGUCUGUUAUGAUUGGAGAAGGCGGUUUCGGUUGUGUCUACAGGGGAACAGUUAGGAGUUUAGAAGAUCCGUCUAUCAAAAUCGAAGUUGCUGUUAAGCAGCUUGGUAAAAGAGGGUUACAGGGGCAUAAAGAAUGGGUUACUGAGGUUAACUUUCUUGGUGUGGUUGAGCAUACAAACUUGGUGAAGUUGCUUGGCUAUUGUGCAGAAGAUGAUGAGCGUGGGAUCCAACGGCUUUUGGUUUAUGAAUACAUGCCAAACCGAAGCGUUGAGUUCCACUUAUCUCCUCGGUCACUCACCAUCCUUACUUGGGAUCUCAGGUUGAGAAUAGCUCAAGAUGCAGCUCGUGGUUUAACAUACCUUCACGAACAAAUGGAGUUUCAGAUAAUAUUCAGAGAUUUUAAGUCAUCGAACAUUCUUUUGGAUGAGAACUGGAAAGCAAAGCUCUCUGACUUUGGUUUGGCUCGUUUAGGUCCAUCUGAAGGACUAACUCAUGUUUCUACUGAUGUUGUAGGUACAAUGGGUUAUGCAGCUCCUGAGUAUAUUCAAACAGGUCGUCUCACAUACAAAAGCGAUGUGUGGGGUUAUGGAGUGUUCGUCUACGAGCUCAUCACAGGGAGGAAACCAGUUGAUAGGAACAAACCUAAGGGAGAGCAGAAGCUUCUAGAAUGGGUGAGACCUUAUCUAUCCGACACAAGGAAGUUCAACCUCAUAUUAGACCCGAGGCUAGAAGGGAAGUACCCUCUCAAAUCAGUUCAGAAGCUAGCGGUUGUGGCCAACAGGUGUUUAGUUAGAAACCCAAAGGCACGUCCCAAGAUGAGUGAAGUGUUGGAGAUGGUGAACAAGAUUGUGGAAGCGCCUUCAUGUAGCGGUACUAGCCCGCAGCUAGUUCCGUUGAAGAGUUUGGAGACUUCUAGAGACGCUGGAGGGAAAAAGAAGAGGGGUUUAGAGAACGGUGGUGGUGAAGGAGGUUGGUUUGGUAAGUUAUGGAACCCAAAGACAAUAAGAGCUUGUUGAUUGUUUACUUUACAAAAAAAAAAAAGAGACUGAAGAGCUUCAAGAUUUGGAUGAGAGCAAUGUCAAAAUCAAAGCUCAUAUACAUACAUGAAGAUUGUGAUAUAUGCUUAAUGUUAUUAGUUUGAUGUUUGUUA